Bactrocera dorsalis (oriental fruit fly) is the source of this 2881-nucleotide messenger RNA. RefSeq lists its product as uncharacterized. Gene Ontology annotation, cellular component: sarcolemma; sarcoglycan complex. Bases 1739 to 2743 code for a protein of 334 amino acids. NCBI's taxonomy places the organism in Eukaryota, Metazoa, Arthropoda, Insecta, Diptera, Tephritidae. The transcript is spliced from 2 exons. Gene Ontology annotation, biological process: muscle organ development. The record is from RefSeq and is a predicted model, not a curated record.
AAAACUAACAUAAGGGAACAAACAUCAAUACUCAAACAUAUAAAUUGGAUGAUAAAUUUGGAACUCAUGAAGAUAUUUUAUUUAUUAUCUAUAAUUUCCUAUAUAAAUUCAAGAGCUAGUCAAAAAUAUGUUCUUUUAGUAUAUGGAGGGUAAAAAAUUAUGGGUCGAAUUAAUCCAUGUUUUACAAAGAACCCUACGUACAUAUGUACAUCAGUUAAGCGAAACAUUGCCACAUUAUUGUAUCAGGAUAUUUGACCGGAAGUUGGACUUUAAGCCAAAUUUUCUUCGAUUGCAGGGGCGUGGUGCAUCAUGAGUUCUUGCCACAGGGAAGAACGGUCAAUAAAGAAUAUUACCUGCAAGUUAUGCGCAAUUUGCGCGAAGCAAUCCGCCAGAAACGCCCGGAUUUGUGAAAGAACAAAAAUUGGCUUUUGCACCACGAUAACGAUAACCUGCUCACACAUCGCUGCUUGUGAGCGACUUUUUGGCCAAAAACAACACACUAAUAAUGCUGCAGCCACCGUAUUCCCCAGAUCUGGCCCCCUGUGACUUUUUCUUGUUCCCUAAACUGAAGAGGCCCAUGAAAGGACGACGUUACGCUUCUCUUGACGAGAUAAAGACGGCAUCGAAGGAGGAGCUGAAGAAGAUAAAAAAAAAUGAUUUUUUGAAGUGCUUCAAAGAUUGGAAAAACCGUUGGCACAAGUGUGUAAUAUCUCAUGGGGAUUACUUUGAAGGGGACAAAAUAGAUAUUCAUGAAUAACUAAAUAAUUUUUGAAAAAACACAAAAUUCGCGAUACUUUUUGAACACACCUCGUAUUUAGUUUGAGGGCAGGCUGAGCCCUAUUUUGGAAAAUUUUCACGUUUUCUAUAGAAUUUUAUUAGGGUUCGUAUAUAUUAAAUAUUUUACAAUGUUUGUGUAGAGUAUCAAUCUAACCACUUAAUAUGAGUCUUUAGUUUGAAGAAUACCGUUACAUGAAAUGUAACCGUUAUAUGGGAUACAGCCGUUCCCCAGGUCAGGUCUAUGUGCAUCAACCCGUAUUUUUAAUCCGUCUAAAGACUGUUAAUUCGGUAGCGUUAUCCCAAAUUAUGUGAAGAAUUCUGCCACUGCAACAAAACCAACAACCGACAGUUUGGUAAUUACCUAAUUUUAGAACAGAAUUUAUAGAAAUAAGGUGUUAUUACUUUGUACAUCUUUUCCGAUAAAUUAAAUAUCUUAUCUCAUUCGGUCAUUAUAUUUUCCAGGAAUUAUGUAUAUAAAGUGACACAUGCUAGAUAUCCUGGUUGUAAAAUAUAAUUAUAGAAAAUGCAAAUACUUUUCGUGUGAGUUUUAAAAUUAUUUAUCCAACUCUCGUUGGGUAGCGAAGCAAAGGCAUUGUAUAAGCAUCGAUAUUCCAAAUGUUUGGAACUGACAUUUUAUUACUCACUUUGUUGAUAUUCCAAUUUGCUUAAAAAUUUAAAAAUAUUUAGAAUAUACAUAUACAUAGGUACGAGCGAGUGAAUAAUGUGUUGUUUCCUGCGCAUGAGCGCUAAAAAAUGUAUUCCUUGAUAUGUUGAUAUGUAUGUAUAUAUGUAUAUGAUUUUGUAUAUUUGUAUGUAAAUACAAAAAAUUAUGUAGUCAUACUCGUACACUUACAUUUACACAUUUAAAGUAAAAAUUGUGGCACUUGCUUUUCAUAGACGCUGUUGUAUAUAUUAAAAGCAUAUUAGAAACAUAUCUUCAUCGCAAAACGCCAAUUUUGCAAUGCAUAAUUAUGGAAAUACUUUUGUGCGUGGACCUUCGCCUUCAUACACUGAUGAUGCACCGUCGGAGAAUGGUAUGUCAACCACUCUUCCUUUGGAAGCGGAUCUACACAUACAGCCCGAUGUUGAUAGCUGCAUAGAAAAGAAGUUUCAUUGCUCCUAUAAUGUUGAUAAUAGUGGUACUAUCAAAAAAGGCCGUAAAACUUUUGCCUUUUGGACAAUCUUCUUUAUACUGCUGGUACUUACUAUAGGCAAUCUCAUACUCAUGCUCACAAUAUUCGGUGUGAUGCAUCUAGGUCGAGGUAUUCAUGGUCUGGAGAUAAUACCCGAACACGAUUUGAUUAAGUUUUACGGAUACACCGAUUUGGAUCGUGUAUACAGUAAACAAAACGGUCGCAUUGAAGGGUUUAUUGAUGAUCCUCUUACAAUUACCAGUGAUGAUGGUGUCUAUGUGCGACUCCAUAAGAAUGGUCAGGCUUAUAAUCGCUUGACUUUGGAUAAAUCAGGCAUACAGUUUCAAGCGGUUAACAAUUUCGAAGUGAGGGAUUCAACCAGCGGCGAUACUAUCUUCACAUCCCAUCGUCCACACUACAAUAUUCCAGCUGGUGCCGAAAGCUUAUUAGCAAAAACGGUAAGCGCUAGUCGCAUAGCAAGUCCCAUCGGUAGUUCAUUAAAUAUGGAUGCAGAUGUUGGCGUUUCGUUUAAAGGAUCUGAGGGGAUCUCAUUAGAUGCUGCCAAUGUGCUUAUACAGUCACUCUCCUACGAUAUGACCGUUAAUUCAACCGAAGGAUUAAUCAUUUUGGAGGCUGGUGACGGGAUCUAUUUGGAUAUGGAUAAAAUACCAAUCGUCAGCUCUGAAUUCGGACUGCGUACUGGGAGUAUUCAAUAUAAGAUAUGUGUUUGCAUGCCAAAGGGUAACCUUUUUCGAAUACCAGUUCCCAGAAUACGUAGUGGACCUAAAGUAACAUGUGCCCAUUUUAAUGUAAAACAUGAUCCGUGUGUUUAAAUUUAGUCGUUGCACAAAAUUCCGAGUAUAAUGCAUGUUAGGAAAUAGUUAAAGUCUUGCAUAUCGUAAUUACUCAUAUAAACAAGGUAAAAAUAUCAAACGUUAAUAUUAUCCACAAUAAAAUCGAGAUGAAAAAUG